UUAAUCUGCCUAAUGAAGAGAUGAAAACUGGACAAGAGCCGAUAAUGGAUACUCCUGAGUCAAUUGACACUCAUAAUGAUGAUUCCACUCAUUUAAAUAACUUGGAGAUAAAAAACUUAUUAUAUGGAAUUUUCAAUGGUGGAAUAAAUUUAAAAUUUAUGUUAAGCCAAGUAUUGUCAAAAUUGGAAGAUUUGGAACAACUUUUUGUUAAAAUGAAUUUACCAGUAUCCAAAAAUGUAGAUGCACAGUUUUUAGAAAAGUUUCCAAUUAACAGUCCAGAUGAAUUAAAACAUAUAGAAGAAUGUAUAUUAGGGAACGAACUUGACUUUGGGCUUAAACUAGAAAUGUAUAUUAAAACAAUUGGUGGCAGUUCUUUUAAAAAUCAUGUAAUACGUGUUUUGUCAAGAUUUAUCACUGAUGAAUAUGCAACAAAAUGUUCAUGGUCUGGUAGAGGAAAAGGAAAAUUAACUACAAUUCGUGAUACAUGUUUGAUUAAGAUUAUAAGAAGAAUUUUGCAAAAAUGUUAUGAUCCACAAAUAAAUACAGAUUUUGAAUUUGAGAAAAUUGUAGUUGGAUGGCUUAAGUAUAGUGUUUCAAGAUACAAUAAGUCAAAGCCGCAAAAGUUUGAAAAAUAAACACAAUUGUGAACCUAUUUUCGUUCAAAGAUAGUAUUUUCUUUUAAUCUAUGAUUUAAAUACAAUUUCAGUUAUCAAAUUCAAGAUUUUUAUGUUCAGAAUAUUUGUUGAUAUUUAUACAGCACAGUUUUAAAUUACUUUUAUGAAGAUUAAGUUUUUUAUCAGUACAGUUUUAAAGGUUA
Molecule: messenger RNA, 817 nt
Organism: Diuraphis noxia (Russian wheat aphid)
Lineage: Eukaryota; Metazoa; Arthropoda; Insecta; Hemiptera; Aphididae
Source: RefSeq, a predicted model, not a curated record